Molecule: messenger RNA, 4338 nt
Organism: Puccinia triticina
Lineage: Eukaryota; Fungi; Basidiomycota; Pucciniomycetes; Pucciniales; Pucciniaceae
Exons: 4
Coding region: 1-4338 (1445 amino acids)
Source: RefSeq, a predicted model, not a curated record
AUGGCCGAGUCAUCGUCCCAAGAGACCGAAUAUGAGGCAAUCGAGAUCUUGAAGGAACGCGGCGGACGGUACUACAUCCGAUGGGCCGGGAUCGACCCUGAGACCGAAAAACCGUGGAAGCCGACAUGGGAGCCAAAAGCACUGGCCAACGAACUCCUGGUCGACGACUGGAAGGGGAAGAAGAAGAAGCGGAAGCGACGGAGCUCGGGCCGGAACAGCUACCGAUCCGAAUCGAUCUCAUACUGGUCAAGCAACCAAUCAACCUCAAAAGCCGCCGAGAAAACUCGCAGGAGCACGCGCCUCUCGCUUGCCGAACACUCCACCCCUAGCACCCCAUCAAGCACCCCGAACUCGAGGAACAAGAGAAGGAAGACCGAGGAGGCUCCCACCCCAUUCAGUCCCCUCCCCUCCAAGCUCCCCUCCAUCCAUCAACCCUCGCCACACGACAAUCAGCAAUCCCCCGCUCAACUCAACUCAUCCCAAAAACUCAAGCGGACGGUCAUCCCCGAGACCCAAUCCGAUGACGAACCUGACAACGACAAACAGAAUGCUGCUGCUCAAACAAAACUGAUGCAGGCACUCAUUCCUGAGAUUCAAUCGGAUGAAGCACCCGCAAAAGGAAAACAGAAAACUAAUCAGCUCAACCCAUCCCAGAAAUCGAAGCGUACAGUCAUCCCCGGGAGUCAAUCUGAUGAAGAACCUGAUAAUGAAAACCAGAGAGCCACCCAGUCCAACUCACCACAAAAACUGAAGCCGAAAGUCAUUCCCGAGACUCAAUCGGAUGACGAACCUGACGAGGCAAACCCUAAACCUAAUCAGUCCAACUCACCACAGAAACUGAAGCGGAAAGUCAUUCCUGAGACUCAAUCGGAUGACGAACCUGACGAGGCAAACCCUAAACCUAAUCAGUCCAACUCACCACAAAAACUGAAACGGAAAGUCCUUCCUGAGACUCAAUCGGAUGACGAACCUGACGAGGCACACCCUAAACCUAACCAGUCCAACUCACCACAAAAACUGAAACGGAAAGUCAUUCCUGAGACUCAGUCGGAUGACGAACCUGACGAGGCAAACCCUAAACCUAAUCAGUCCAAAUCACCACAAAAACUGAAACGGAAAGUCAUUCCUGAGACUCAAUCGGAUGACGAACCUGACGAGGCACACCCUAAACCUAAUCAGUCCAACUCACCACAAAAACUGAAACGGAAAGUCCUUCCUGAGACUCAAUCGGAUGACGAACCUGACGAGGCAAACCAGAAUACUCAAUCUAAAUCCAAACCUUGUGCCGAUCCCACUCGUCUCCAGCUCGCAUCUUCUUCUCCGACCCAAGACCCACCCCAAUCCGCUGCGGAUGCGCAGCCACUAGAUGACCCGGCUGUAGUACUACAUACCCAGGAUACCUCAGAAGCCCAAGGCAACAUCCUCGACCUAUUUUCCAACGACUCAUCGAGCCACCACAGUCACGAGGUCGAGGACAAAUACUUGAACCUCGGCCAGGCUAACACGCCUAAAUCACCAUCCCCGCUGGCUUCUCCAGUUAAUCAGCCCGCCUCACAUCGCCAACAGAACUACGAACCUGAUGCUGAAACGGCCGAGCUGAUCGCUAGUCUCAAUGAUUACGACGACCCGGAACAUCUCCUAAGAAUCAGCCGUUACAUAUCCAAGAGCAAUAUCGACCCGGUCGAUAAACAAGUCAUCAUUAAAUUCAUCGCCGAUCCGCUUUCUUAUCUUGCGGAUCCCGCAAACGAUAUCGACGCACUGCGAACUCAAUACAAUCUGUCGAACGCCUUGGGCUUUGAACUCGAGAGAACAGAAACCGGGUCGAUCAAUUUAUGGCUUGAAAUGAGCCCACCGAAGUAUGGGAUCAGAUGGGACGAUGAAACAGUUCGCAAGGCGCUUGAAGGCAUGAUUUUCCGAUACCCACCGAAGUCCGGCUCAAAGGAUACCAAAACUAAUCGGGAGCCUGAGUCUUCGCAGUCAUCCCAAUACCCCAAGGAACAUCCACCACGCUUGCCUUCGCCCGACCAUUCGCUUCCAUCCCAAGAACCCCACCAGCAUCGAUCACCUUCUCAUCAACAAACUGAGCCGUUGCGGCCAACCCAAGAAGAUCAAUCUCAAGACCCCGAUGUGCAUCGAACAUCUUCGCCUCGAACCGAGCCCCCGCAUCCAACCCAAGAAGAUGAAUCCCAAGACCCAGAUCAACAUCGACUACGUUCUCCUCAAACCGAGCCCUCCCAUCCCACCCAAGAGGAUUUAUCCCAAGACCCCAAUGAACAUCAAUCGCGUUCUCCACAAACUAGGCCAUCGCGCGCAACUCAAGAAUAUCCAGAUGUGCAUCCGUCACCUUCUGCCCCAACUGAGCCGUCGCGUCCACUCCAAGACUCCGCUGAACAUCAAUCAUGUUCUCCCCAAAAUGCUCAGCCUCAAAAGCCUCAAACCGCGCCCGACUCGUCUGUACGUGUCAACAGCCCAAUGGCCAACCAAGACGAAUGCCAGCCCCCGGAAAAACAAGCUCCGUCCCCCUCUCGUCCAACUGAUGCUCUUCCGGCUGGAAUUCAAGACGAUGCUGAACUGCCUCCAGUGACCAGCAAUUCAAGUGACAUGCAUCCAGAACCUCAUCUCCCCGACGAAGGAACUCGCCAAGUUGAGCCUCUUUCGACCGAAACUGACACAGCUAAAGACCACAGUCAAGUCGAGCCUCUUUCGAACGACACCGCCAUGGAUGAUGCGAGCCAGAUGAGCAAAGAAGAGCUUCAGAGGUCUGUUGCAGGGCUGCGCACGUUAUUGAAAGGUGCCCUUGAAGUCAACGCUCUUCUUGAAUCCCGGAUCCCUGAAGAAGAGGAUACAAGACGUCAAAAAUCAGAGAUCCAAGCUGACUUGAAGAAGGAGAAGGAGACAGUGGAAGAGUUGAGAAAUCGACUCCUGGAGCAAGAUACAGAGAUGACCAAACAACGAGCGCAGUUGACGGGCACACUUGAAGCCAGUCGAUUAGUCCAAGCUGAAUUGACGAAAGAGAAGGAGACGGCAGAAGAGUUGAAAAGUCGACUCCAGAAGCAAGAUGUAGAGAUGACUAGACAACGAACGCAGCUACAGGACACACUCGAAACCGAUCGAUUGCUCCAAGCCGAAUUGGCGAAAGAGAAGAAGGCUAUAGAAGAGUUGAAAAGUCGACUGUUGAGGCAAGAUUUAGAGAUGACCAAGCAACGAGCGCAGUUAAUGGGCACACUCGAAGCCGAUCGAUUACUCCAAGCUGAAUUGACGAAAGAGAAGAAGACGGCGGCCGAGUUGAAAAAUCGUCUCCUGGAGCAAGAUGCAGAGAUGGCCAAACAACGAACGGAGUUAAUGGACACACUCGAAGCCAAUCGAUUGGUCCAAGCUGAAAUGACCAAACAGAAGGAGACGGCGGCAGAGUUGAAAAAUCGACUCUGGAAGCAAGAUGUAGAGAUGACGGGACAACGGGUGCAGUUAAUGAACUCUCAGCAGGAAGUCGAUCAACUGAACACCAAAGUUAAAUCACUCCAGACUUUGCUAGCAACAGAAGAGAAACAGCCUGCCCGAUUACUCUACCAGAAAUUCUCGGAUCGCCAGAAGCAGGAGUUGGCUCAAGCCCAAGCAGAGUCCAGAUUGGCUAAGGAAGCUCUCAAUAAACUCCAGAAACAGCAUAAAAUUUCCGACAAGAAGAAUGACGAGCUCAUCCAAUCCUUUUCCCAACAAAACGAAGAUCUACGCAGUCGACUCGAGCUUGCAAAUGUGAAAGCUCGAGCCCAAGCUGUCCAGAUCAGACGUCUCAACGUGGAAGUUAAGGAUCUUGAAGAGGUCACCAAAAUCCAGAGGAUAGCAAUUAAAGACUUGGAAGCUUGUGUCGAACGUCUGGCGCCAUCAGAUAAAAGAGAGACAGAUGAUCAAGACGAGACCCAAUCAUCGAAUCCGGCAACAGGAGCGAAUGGACAAAACGGGGAUCGCUCGCAAUCAUUCCGUCCGAUUUCACAGCUAGAACGAUUCAGCUUAGGAGGCCCCAAGCCUAUGAGUCAACUAAACCAAUCACUAGAAACGAUCCCCAGUGACGACCAAGAAGAGUCGAAGCAAAUGAUCGAAUCCGGAAGCCAGGGAGUCCGAUCUAACGGGCUUCGCUCAACCUCUCACUUCGAAACCCAGUCCCCUCAUUCAUCUCCCGAUCCUCGCCGCUCUUGUCCUCCGCCUAACGGCCAAAAGAAAGUCAAGAGUCUCCGCAGCUCGCUUCAGUACUCUUCUUCCCCGCUCUGUCCUCCUCGGUUCGGCACCUCUUUAACCACUCCUACCUCAGUUGCUGCGACUUCUCACAUUCGUCCCCCGCCUUAG